Molecule: messenger RNA, 352 nt
Organism: Funneliformis caledonium
Lineage: Eukaryota; Fungi; Glomeromycota; Glomeromycetes; Glomerales; Glomeraceae
Source: the annotation of a GenBank genome assembly
AGAUGUAUUCCUCCCUCUUGAAUCGACUACCGAAUAUCAUUAUCGUUCUCGUAUUGUUUUGGAAGAUAUGUCCGAACAACAAUAUAAGUUGUUUCAUUACAAAUCCUCAAAGGACUUGAACAAUUCAUUGCAUCUCGAUCCAACCAAAAAAUGGAGUGAAAUCUCUCAACAUGUUUCAAAGAACAUUAUGAAGGAAAUUGGAAAAGUUUUGUUAGGUAGAUUUCGUUAUAAAGAGACAGAAUUAAAAUGGAUCUUACAGCAAUUACAUCGUCAUCGUCGAGCACAAUGGAAGUUAAGCCUUGAUCUGAGUAAGGUCAAAUCUGAUAAGAAAAGAAAGGGAACUAAUUCCUGA